Messenger RNA from Aaosphaeria arxii CBS 175.79, 1140 nucleotides. RefSeq lists its product as uncharacterized. The transcript has a single exon. The record is from RefSeq and is a predicted model, not a curated record. Gene Ontology annotation, cellular component: mitochondrion. The coding region runs from base 351 to 866 and encodes 171 amino acids. NCBI's taxonomy places the organism in Eukaryota, Fungi, Ascomycota, Dothideomycetes, Pleosporales.
CUCGCAUGUCUUUCACAGUAAUUCAGCUAUUUACACGCAACAAUGUUUCUCCGAUGUCUUGGCAUGUUGUGCAUCCCGACUUUUUUUAUAUCUUCGAGCACAUUCUGUUCUCCGUGAUCUAUGGUCGGUAGCGGCGUAUAAUUUCCUCUAUGACUUGUUGAAGCAUAUAUGCAUAUUCGUUCUUGGCUUUGAUCUAGCAAAUUCGCAUCCGCCGGAGCUCUCGAGAGUUCUACACAGCAUACAAGCAUACGCAAGCUGUCCGAACAAUUGUUCGACAGAUCAAUAUCAAGCCUCGUUUGCACUCUUGCACGGCCAAUGGAAGUUUUCAGAAAUUUCCAACUCGAUUCAAUAUGAGCACACCACCCUCCGACCCAGCCAAGCCCUCCCCGGCCGCGAAACCCAAAAUCGCCUACGAAACCACACCCAUAACAUCGACACGAUCGCUCAAACAACUCUCCAUCUUCUUCUUCGGCGCCGCCUGCCUCGUAGCAUCGACCGCGAUAACGCGGCGCGCGGUGCACCGCCGCCAGCUCCGCAAGCUCCCCAAGUUCUACGAGCCCAACACGAACCCGCACGAGCACUUCAGCCCGGCGUCGGACGCGCUGCAGGCGCUCAACCUCGCGACCAUGAACUGCGUCAGCUUCGGCAUCAUGAGCGCGGGCGGCGCGCUCUGGGCGUUCGACCUUUCCGGCCUGAAGGAGAUGCGGGCGGCGCUGAGGGGCCGCCUGGGCUACGAGCAGAUAUUCAGGUCUGAGGAGGAUAACCCCGCGGCGGCGGGCGUGUCGGCGGAGGAGAUGGAGGCGUGGAGGAAGGCGGAGGGGGAUGGGAAACAUCGGUUUGGGUCGGAUUCGCUGAGGAGGGAUUGAGGGUGAGGGGAGUGAGGGGGAGGGCUGGAUGAACGAAUUGAUCAUGAUAUAUGUAUAUUAUUAUAUGAGUAUUGUAUAACAAAAGGACAAGGAUAUGUAAAACGCUAUCAUUAGUUAUGGCAAUGGCGUAACGAUUCCAUACCCGCCAUCACGAUAUCUGGCGGAGAUAUAGAUAUGUAAAAACAUUAGGUAGCAACACGCGCAACGAAACCUCCGCAAAUCGCAUCAUCAAUCGACUGAACUUCAGUUCAACAACAGCUCUUCUUCCCCGUUC